Anolis carolinensis (green anole) is the source of this 4786-nucleotide messenger RNA. RefSeq names its product WD repeat, sterile alpha motif and U-box domain containing 1 (gene wdsub1). The transcript has 11 exons. Gene Ontology annotation, molecular function: ubiquitin-protein transferase activity; protein binding. The record is from RefSeq and is a predicted model, not a curated record. Gene Ontology annotation, biological process: protein ubiquitination. The coding region runs from base 50 to 1528 and encodes 492 amino acids. NCBI's taxonomy places the organism in Eukaryota, Metazoa, Chordata, Lepidosauria, Squamata, Anolidae.
UAACUGUUACAACUUUUCUUCUUUCUAACAGGUACCUUUAUAUGACCAAAUGGUGAAAUUGAUUUGUACUCUAGUAGAUCAUAAAGAUGAUGUCAACUGCUGUGCCUUCUCCUCUUCCUUCUUGGCUACAUGUUCCUUGGACAAAACUGUCCGAUUAUAUUCUUUAAGCAAUUUUGAAGAGCUUCCUUAUUCACCACUAGAAGGACAUACUUAUGCUGUCCACUGCUGCUGCUUCUCUCCAUUGGGACAUGUUUUGGCUUCAUGUUCUACAGAUGGCAACACCGUUUUGUGGAAUACUCACAAUGGACUAAAAUUGGCUGUGCUAGAGCACCCCUGUAGAAAUCCUGUACGAAUUUGCAGAUUUUCCCCUGAUUCCACCUUUUUGGUUUCAGGAGCGGCAGAUGGAAGUGUCAAUCUUUGGAAGGUCCAGUCCUUGAAAGUAUACCGAUCUGGUAGUGUUAAAGAUGGCUCUUUGGUAGCCUGUGCAUUUUCUCCUAAUGGAAGUUUCUUUGUAACGGGAUCAUCAUGUGGAGAUUUAACUCUUUGGGAUAACAAAAUGAGAUGCUUGUAUAAUGAGAAAGCCCAUGAUCUCGGAGUCACCUGCUGUGACUUUUCUUCCCAGCCACUUUCUGGUAAUAAGGAAGAUGUUCAAUAUUACCAGAUGGCAUCUUCAGGUCAGGACAGCAUGAUUAAGAUAUGGCUCAUGUCAUUUACUGAACACACAGGACUUGAACUGAAAUGUAAGUGCACAUUAAACGGACACACUGCCCCAGUUCUAGCUUGUGCCUUCUCCUGUGAUGGCAAAACUUUAGUCUCUGGGUCAGUCGACAAAACUGUAGUGAUUUUUGAAACUAACACUGGGAACAUCCUACAUACUUUGACUCAGCAUACAAGGUAUGUUACAACGUGUGCCUUUGCACCAGAUAUGCCAUUAUUUGCUACAGGUUCAAUGGAUAAAUGUGUGAAAAUCUGGCAGUUUGAACCAAAGCAGCUUUUCACAGGAAGUGCACUAAUUGAGGAACCAAAGAUAGCUGUUGAUAACUGGUCUGAAGAAGAUGUUUCUGCUUGGCUGUGCAAACAUGGCUUAGAUGAUCUAGUUGAGAUUUUCAAAAAAAACAACAUUGAUGGGAAAGAACUGCUAAGCCUUACGAAAGAAAGCUUAACUGAUGAUUUAAAAAUAGAUUCCCUAGGUCUUCGCAGUAAAGUAUUGCGUAACAUUGAGAAGCUAAGGAAUGAGCUGGGGUCAACUUGUCUUGGUAUACCUGAUGAAUUUCUGUGCCCCAUAACAAGAGAGCUUAUGAAAGAGCCAGUCAUUGCUGCAGAGAUGUUUUCAAUUCUUCUUUCAGAUGGCUAUUCCUAUGAAAAAGAAGCAAUGGAAAGCUGGAUUGUAAAACAAAGGCACUCCAGCCCCAUGACAAAUCUCCAUCUUCAGAGUCUUGUACUUACCCCUAACAGAACUCUUAAAAUGGCUAUCGAUCGUUGGUUAGAAAAUCAUCCAAAAUAUAAUGAAAUCCAUCCUAAGGAAUGACUGGAGUUUGGUUGAGGCUGAAGUGAUCCUGCACGAGAGCUUCCCCUUCGUUGUCGGAGUCAUUGCUCUGCUGGCUCAGCUGAGCACAGGGCUGCUUCUGUUGCUGUGUUCUCUGGAGCUGUUUGCACUCUUCUUCCACUCGACUUAGCAGUCUCUUUAUUUCUUGGUUGCCAGGGCUCAGCUUUAUGGCUUCUCUAAGAUCACUGAGGGCUGCAUGAAAUUGCCUGCAUGGGAGGGGGAAAACAAAAACCAUAAAAAUUGACAUAUUUACUUUUUAACUCGUACACAUAAAAAAGAAUGUUUCAUGCAAGCUUGUUAAUACAGACUGAGUAUUCUUUAUCAAACAUGUUUAGGAAUAGAUUUUGGAAUAUUUACAGAUACAUAGUGAGAUCUUGUGGAGUUCGGACCAAGUCUAAACAUGAAAUGUCAUUUAUGUUUCAUGGACACCUUAUACACAUAACAACCUGAAAGUAAUUUUAUACGUAUUUAUAAUAUAAUAGCCUUAAGCUCACUUCUAUCACUACUUUUAAGGCGCUAUAAGAUAUUAUACAAAAUGAGAUGUCAACACCUACCAUGAAAGAUAGAUGGUAGGAGAAGCAAUCUACCCUCAUCCACUGGAUGGUUGCAUAUAUGUGUAUAAGAAUAUGUAUUCAAUUUAGGUUGUUAGAUAAGAUCAUUUAUGCAAGGUUUUAGAAAUAAAAUAAGAAACAAGGGAGGGUUGUAACUGAAAAUAAUUUUGGACUCCUACCACGUUCAGCUCACAUGUGGGAAAUACCCAAGAGCACAUGGAUCGCUCUUCCUACUAUCAUUUUGGGCUUUCGGAGAUCAAUAUCAGAUUUUUGAAAAGGCUCUGUAAAACAGGCUGACAGCUAGUACAAAGGGAACUGAUGCAAUAUCAUCCCAUUAAUAAUUUUACUGCCUUCUUUUGGAUUAGUCCAUUUUUAAAGACAAAUCUCCAUUUACUCUACUCCAGGGCUGUAUCACAAUGACUGCCCUCUUUCCUUUUGGCCAACUACACCAAUUCUAACUGAACAGAGUGAGAGAAUUACACUAUAUAACACAAUUUGAAAAAAAAAAUCUGUUCCUGGUUGGAAGUGUUAUUUUUGUUCAGCUGUGCAGUACUUACUUUGAAAGUAGUUGCUAUAUUCCAGAAACUUUUUUGUGUGCCUACCACAAACUACGUUGAAUUGGUUGAGAAUCUAUGAAGUACUCAUUGAAAAACUAUCACAAAAUGUGCUGCAGGAUGUCCCACAAAAACAAAGUUUUUGCAGUUUGAUAAACUUUUUCCAUGUGUUUAUGAUAAAACCAAUUAGGAAAUGACAUUUAUAACCUAGGAACAAAAGGUGUGUUACAUCAUGUUAUUGUACACACAGUUCAGUCUUUGUGUGCCAUCUCUAUUUAUACAUGGUAUUUUCCCAAACAAGUGCCCAAACCUGUAUAGUGCACAGAAUUCUUAUAUUUUGUCUAAUUCUCACGCUAAUUAGAGUUUAGAAUCUAGUACAGUCCUGCCCCUUCCUACAAUUGAAAAUUUCAAUAGGAUUCCUUCUAUACUUGCAGACACAAUCCUUGAGCUUCAAUGAGACUGAAAUUUCUAUUAGCAUAAAUGUUACAAACACAGUGAUCAUGAAAUUAAUAAGCUUGGUGGGCAUAGGUUAGGACACAAAUGGAAAACAUGUCCCUGUCUUGUCAAAACACAACAGGAGGUGAUAGCAAAGGGCAUCUAAGCUUACAUGGAGAUGAGAGUGUUUCCUAAUGACUUUUGAGAAGGUUAAGCUAACACUUCCCACUUGAAUAUUUCCAUGAUAAAUUAUUGUUGAAAACUGGGCUGUCAGUACCUGCUGUUCCUCUUGGCUCUUGCUCGAGCAUAAUAUGCUUCAUAGGAUGUGGGUUUGAGAUCCAGGGCUUUCGUAGCAAACUCCUCUGCCAUGCCAAAGUCCUGCCAGAAAAACAAACAUUUCAAAUAUUGACAUAUUUAUUUCAGAAAAUUGCUGCUCACAAUGAAAGGUGAUAUGGAGGAUCGACCCAGCUCUAUACAAAAUGAAGCCUUCACAGCCAAUUUCUGAUUACAUUUCUGCUUCCAUCUCUUUGCUCUUUUCCAAACACAACCAUAACUAAACCCAUCGCCAUCAAUGCGUCUGUCACACUAUUGUUUCACAAGUAAAAGUUUUCCCCUGACAUUAAGCCCAGUCGUGUCCGACUCUGGGGGUUGGCGCUCAUUUCCAUUUUUAAGCCGAAGAGCCAGUGUUGUCCGUAGACACCUCCUAGGUCAUGUGGCCAACAUGACUACAUGGAGUGCCGUUACCUUCCCACUGAAGUGGUACCUCUUGAUCUACUAACAUUUGCAUGUUUUUGAAUUGCUAGGUUGGCAGAAGCUGUGGCUAACAGCAGGAGCUCACCCCACUCUCCAGAUAUGAAUUGCCGACCUUUUGGUCAGCAAGUUCAGCAGCUCAGCGGUUUAACUUGAUGCGCCACCGGGAGCUCCUGGUACUGUUUAACAAGGCACAUUAAAAUAACCCAAGGGAUUUUCAGAGGGUGGUGAAUUUUCUCAGAGGAUGGUGGACUCUCCUUUGGAAAUCUUUAAACAGAGAUUGGAAGACUAUCUUUUGGUAGUGCUUUAGCUGUGCAUUCCUUAGGGUCCCUUCCUAUGAUUCUAUGCUGUGGAUUAACAUUUCUUCACACUUGCUUAAGUCAUAUGAUCGUGACUAUACUUCUUAGUAGGUGACAACAACCAACCCAGGACCCAUGAGAUCAUUGUCAUCUGCUCGUACAAUGGAGAAACAACUUGGGAACACUUACAUUUGUUUUUCUGCGGCAUCUUGACAGGCUUAGAUAUAAGGAAACUCUGAGCUCAUUAAAAGCCUUCAUUUCUUCCCCGAAACUCUCUCGAGGAAACUUCCGUAAAGCAUACUGAUACCGCUGGGCUGCUUCCUUCAUCUUCCCUUUCUGGAAGGUCAAAAGCACGGAAAUUUAACAGCUUGCUUUGUAAAUGCUGCUUCUUUCUUAAAGUAAAUUGACAUAUUAAGAGUUGCCAAACAUAUCAGAUUUUAAUUUUUUUUAAAAAGCAGUAACACUUAUUUCAACAAGUCACUAAGAAAAUAUUUAUGUUCCCUCUACAGUUUGAAUGCAAGGAGGUUUUUUAUAACAUAUAUACACAGGACAGCAUAGUGUUUGGAACUGGAACUUGGUGUGAAAUGUACAUUUUGUGGAUUAUAUUGUAGCAAAUUGUGAAUAAGUAAAGAUCUGUUGUUGUUGUUGUGA